This is a messenger RNA of Theobroma umbraticum, 4421 nucleotides long. Its product is annotated as phospholipase A I-like protein. Gene Ontology annotation, cellular component: membrane. Lineage: Eukaryota; Viridiplantae; Streptophyta; Magnoliopsida; Malvales; Malvaceae. Gene Ontology annotation, biological process: fatty acid metabolic process. The record is from RefSeq and is a predicted model, not a curated record. Gene Ontology annotation, molecular function: protein binding; glycerophospholipase activity.
UCCGACAAUAGAAACUGUGUCGGAAACGAAGUUCGUGGAUUUCAGAGAGAUCAUUGCACCUUCAGUUGUCGAUCAGUUUCCCAUUACUCUCUCUCCCUCUCUCUCUCUUUAAGCCGUAACUCUUAAGAAAGGAACCUCAUUUGUAUCAUCAUGACUACUUUUCAAUUCGAUUUUCUUGCCGUGAAUACAUUUCAAAUGUGAAACAUCGUAUAUACCGUCUGAUCGGGAUAAUCCUCUUCUUCAGCACAUUUGGAUCGUUCGAUCACAAUGUCUUGGGGACUAGGCUGGAAACGGCCUUCGGAGAUCUUCCGAUUGUCUCUAAACUACGGGAACGAAGAAUCGGGGGAAGAUCUCGACCGCACGUCAUCGGCAUCAUCGAUAAGUUCCGCUUCGUCCUCGUCGGCGUCGUUGCCGCCGCAGGAUCAGCAGGAGGUAGGGUUUAGGAUCGAUCUGGAUUGGAUAGCGGGGGAUGACGAGGACCAGGUGGCGUUGAGGCUGCAAUCUCAAUUGAUGGUGGCGCUUCCGGUCCCGCAAGACGCGGUGGCGAUUGAAUUGAGGCAGACGGAAGGAAAUGUAGUGGGGCUGGAGAUGAAGGUGGAGAAGAGGAGGGAGCCGUUACGGGCGGUUACGAUGGUUAAGGCGGCCGGGUCAGGUCAGCAGAGUGAUGGAGUCGGAGUUCUGGUUCGAUUGUUACGGUCAAAUUUGGUUCCAUCUGGUGAUGGAAGUCCGGUUGCAUGUGGUGACCAUUGGAGAAGUGUCACUUUGCUUAGCCUUUGCGGUUGUGGUUUAGUGACACUGCCGGUUGAGCUAACUCGUUUGCCAAUUCUUGAGAAACUAUACCUUGAUUACAACAAGCUAUCAGUGUUACCACCUGAGCUUGGUGAACUAAAAACCUUAAAAGUACUCAGGGUUGACUACAACAUGCUUGUUUCAGUUCCUGUGGAACUGAGACAGUGUGUGGGGCUGGUGGAAUUAUCAUUAGAGCAUAACAAACUUGUUCGGCCUCUUCUUGACUUCAGGGCUAUGGCGGAGUUACAAAUUCUUAGGUUAUUUGGUAAUCCACUUGAAUUCCUUCCUGAGAUCUUGCCUUUACGCAAGCUUCGCCACUUGUCCCUUGCAAAUAUCAGGAUUGUGGCUGAUGAAAAUCUAAGAUCAGUGACUGUGCAAAUAGAGAUGGAGAAUAGUUCUUAUUUUGGUGCAUCUAGACACAAGCUGAGUGCCUUUUUCUCUCUCAUAUUCCGUUUUUCCUCUUGUCAUCACCCUUUGCUAGCCUCUGCACUGGCCAAGAUAAUAAUGCAAGACCAGGGAAACCGUGUCGUUAUUGGUAAAGAUGAGAAUGCAGUGCGGCAGCUCAUAAGCAUGAUAAGUAGUGAGAACCGCCAUGUGGUUGAGCAAGCCUGCUCCGCUCUAUCAACUCUUGCUGGAGAUGUUUCUGUGGCCAUGCAGUUGAUGAAAUGCGAUAUCAUGCAACCUAUUGAAACUGUUAUGAAGUCUCCUGCCCCAGAAGAACUCGUUUCUGUGCUGCAAGUUGUGGUUACAUUGGCCUUUGUAUCUGAUAGUGUAGCUCAGAAGAUGCUAACCAAGGAUGUUUUGAGAUCAUUGAAAAUGCUGUGUGCCCAUAAAAACCCAGAGGUGCAAAGGCUUGCUUUAUUAGCAGUUGGAAAUUUGGCCUUCUGUCUGGAGAAUCGCCGCAUUCUGGUCACCUCUGAAAGCUUGAAGGAACUUCUCAUGCGCCUGACUAUUGCCCCUGAACCAUGUGUAAAUAGAGCUGCAGCUCGUGCUUUGGCAAUUCUUGGAGAGAAUGAAAACUUGCGACGUGCUAUUAGAGGGAGACAGAUCCCAAAACAAGGCCUACGCAUACUCUCGAUGGAUGGAGGUGGCAUGAAAGGUCUUGCAACUGUGAAGAUCCUUAAAGAAAUUGAGAAGGGAACUGGAAAGCGAAUACAUGAGCUAUUUGACCUUAUAUGUGGGACAUCAACAGGUGGCAUGCUGGCUGUUGCCCUUGGUAUUAAGUUGAUGAGCCUGGAUCAAUGUGAAGAAAUAUACAAAAAUCUUGGAAAGCUUGUUUUCGCUGAACCUGUGCCAAAGGAUAAUGAAGCUGCAACUUGGAGAGAAAAGUUGGAUCAGCUUUAUAAAAGUUCUUCACAGAGUUUCAGAGUUGUUGUACAUGGGUCUAAACACAGUGCAGAUCAGUUUGAGAGGUUGUUGAAGGAAAUGUGUGCUGAUGAGGAUGGCGACCUGCUAAUUGAGUCUGCUGUUAAAAACAUUCCAAAAGUUUUUGUGGUGUCGACUUUGGUGAGCGUUAUGCCAGCUCAGCCUUUUGUAUUCCGCAAUUAUCAGUACCCUGUGGGAACACCAGAGGUGCCUUUUGCAAUAUCAGAAAGUUCAGGAAUUACCUUUUUAGGAUCUCCAACUACAGGUGCUCAAGUUGGCUACAAACGAAGUGCUUUUAUUGGAAGUUGUAAACACCAUAUAUGGCAAGCUAUAAGAGCAUCUUCUGCUGCCCCUUAUUAUCUCGAUGACUUCUCAGAUGAUGUAUACCGCUGGCAAGAUGGUGCUAUAGUGGCAAAUAAUCCAACGAUCUUUGCCAUAAGAGAAGCACAACUUUUGUGGCCUGAUACAAAAAUUGACUGUUUAGUUUCAAUUGGGUGUGGCUCUGUGCCUACGAAGGCACGAAAAGGUGGUUGGCGUUAUCUAGAUACUGGGCAAGUGCUAAUUGAGAGUGCAUGCUCUGUGGACCGAGUGGAGGAAGCUUUGAGUACACUGUUACCUAUGCUCCCUGAGAUACAAUAUUUUCGGUUUAAUCCAGUUGAUGAACGUUGUGACAUGGAGCUGGAUGAGACUGAUCCAACUGUUUGGCUGAAGUUGGAAGCGGCUGUAGAGGACUACAUCCAAAACAAUUCAGAAUCCUUCAAGAAUGCAUGUGAAAGACUUCUUCUACCAUUUGCACAUGAUGAGAAGUGGACAGAGAAUUUGAAAUCUCAACAUUUUGCCAGGGCAAAGACAUCAAGUGCAGAUGAGAAUAGCCCUUCAUUAGGUUGGAGGCGAAAUGUACUACUUGUUGAAGCUUUGCAUAGUCCUGAUUUGGGAAGAGUUGUGCACCAUGCUCGGGCACUUGAGUCAUUUUGUGCACAAAAUGGAAUAAGAUUGUCUCUUUUGCAUGGCCUAUCUGGAAUUUCAAAGACAUUACCAGCAACAACAUUUCCAACACCAUUUACCUCACCUCUGAUCACUGGAAGUUUCCCUUCAAGCCCUCUUCUGUUCAGUCCUGAUGUUGGCCUGCAGAGGCUUGGCCGAAUUGACAUGGUCCCACCUUUAAGCUUGGAUGGAUUACAAUCCGGAAAGACAGCUACAUCACCCCCAAAGUCUCCUCCUGCACCCAGGCAGCUCUCUUUACCUGUACGGUCACUGCAUGAGAAGUUACAGAAUCUACCGCAAGUGGGCAUUAUACAUUUGGCCCUUCAAAAUGACUCAGUUGGGUCAAUACUAAGUUGGCAGAAUGAUGUUUUUGUCGUGGCGGAACCUGGAGAACUGGCUGAUAAGUUUCUACAAAGUGUCAAGGUUAGCAUGUUGUCAGUGAUACGGAGCCAGCGUCGGAAGGGUGCCUCAAGUUUUGCCAAUAUAACAACUAUUGCUGAUCUGAUUCGCUAUAGACCAUACUUUCAAGUUGGAAACAUUAUCCAUAAAUAUAUUGGACGCCAAACUCAAGUCAUGGAAGAUGAUCAAGAAAUUGGAGCAUACAUGUUUCGUCGUACAGUCCCUUCUUUGCACUUAACACCUGAUGAUGUUCGUUGGAUGGUUGGUGCUUGGAGGGACAGGAUCAUAAUCUGCACGGGAACUUACGGUCCAACCGCAAAUUUAACCAAGGCCUUCCUAGAUUCUGGGGCCAAAGCUGUCAUAUGCCCUUCAGCUGAGCCCCAAGAAGUGUCAAUGACAGCAGUUAAUGGAUCGGGAGAGUAUAACGUUCUGGAAAAUGGUAGGUUCGAGAUUGGUGAGGAAGAUGCAGAAGAGGAAGAAGAGGCUGAACCUAUCAGUCCGGUGAGUGACUGGGAAGAUAGUGACUUGGAGAAGAAUGGCAACCAUUCUACAGGUUUCUGGGAUGAAGAAGAAGAGGAACUAUCAAGGUUUGUCUGUCAGCUGUAUGACUCGGUGUUUUGUGAAGGCACGAGAGUGGAUAUUGCCCUCAAAAAAGCUCUUGCCUCCCAUCGGAAGCUGAGGUUUUCCUGUCACCUUCCCAAUGUAAAAUAGCUUGUCAAAUAAAUCUCAUACAACAUCAAAAUUCAAAAAAGGAAAAAAAAAAAAAAACAAAGAGAGAGAGAGAAAGGAGGGAAAUAAGAAUAUAUGAAGUGCAUGGAAUAAUUACCAAAAACCAAGAAAAAAAAACAAGAGGCACUAAUUCAAUUUUGAGGCUUACAAGAAAA